CAGUGUUGUUAUGUCAUGAGGCUGGAGAGCUGGAGCGGGAGAGAGAUACUUGCUUCUACCGGCUUCGAGUACCUUGCAGAUACAUUAGAUGCUUAAGAGAAGAGAUGGAUUACGGCACAGGAGAUGAAGAACUAUGAUUACAUGCUUUUAGUGUCUGGGUACUUUGGUCUGUGUUGACGUUUAGAGACACAACUAAUGUCUGUCGGAAGAAAUAGUUGCAGAUACAGCUCAGCAAGACUUUGAAGAUUUUGAAGAUUCCAAACUCAGGAUGUACUGCUCACCUGGAAAUUAAUGUUUGAAAGAUUUUAAACUGGAGAAACAAGCUGAGAUACAGUAUCUUGGACAAAUUGCUUUGGACAGUGAAGGUAUCCAUCUGAAGGACAUGGAACAUGCGUAACGGGCCAGAAUAUUGGGGCCAGACGCUGGAUAGAAGUGUUAGUUCUGUAAUGCCAAAGGGGGUUUGACCGAACCAUGUGUGACUCUGCAUAGAUAGUGGUUGAGGGGGCUGUACAGGUGUGUCCAGAGCAGACAUUCUAUCCCCUCCUUCCAAACUUCUGAUGUUUCUCCUCUUCCCCCAGUCUGCUGUUUCACUUGACGUCAAGUUAGUUCUUGCGACUCUCUCCAUCGCUUCAUUUCAAAGGAAAGGCCACAGAAAGACGGAGCAGACAUAAUCUAUUGAUGUAACCGUCACUCAUCCGAGACCAGGUCUGUGGCAGGAACAGCAAAAACAACACGCAGCUAAACCCAGAGGGGAAUAGCAGAUGGACCAUGUGGAGCCAGACAGGAUACUGCACUCACAUGACUCACCCUGGACAUCCCUUCUACCAUGCGCCCUGCAGUCAUAACCAGAGGGCCACCACUUUCUUGCACCCUGGGACGGGACAGGUGUCUGCAGAUAGCGUGGAUUUUAUACUUCAGGAACAGCCAAGUGGACGCAUGUCCAGGCUACCGGCUGCAGACCUGCGGCCCUCCAGCACCGUCAGCGAGGCCUCCACCGCCGUCACCACAUCCACCGCGGACACCACCUCAGUGUCAAAGGGCUCCAGGUUGAGUGUAAGGGUGCACAGCUUUGGUAAGAGAGACCAGGCCAUUAAGAGGAACCCCAAUGUCCCAGUGGUGGUGAGAGGAUGGCUCUACAAACAGGACAGCUCUGGGAUGAGGUUAUGGAAGAGGAAGUGGUUUGUCCUGGCUGAUUACUGCCUCUUCUACUACAAAGACAGCAGGGAGGAGUCAGUCCUGGGUAGUAUCCCCCUGCCCAGCUAUGUCAUCUCAGCUGUGGAGCCUGAGGACCACAUCAGCCGCAAGUACGCCUUCAAGGCCAGCCACACGGGCAUGCGCUCGUACAUUUACAAUCGGAACUCUAUGAUUGGCUCUCAGGCGGAGCACAGUGGAAUGAGAACGUACUUCUUCAGUGCUGACACCCAGGAGGACAUGCAUGGCUGGGUGAAAGCCAUGAACCAGGCUGCCCUCAUGCAGAACCACACCACCAUGCUGAAGAGGCCUUCAGACAGUCAGAAAUCCGAAAAUUCGAAUACUUCCGAGUGCCAGGCAGUCCCACAGACCAACCACAUCAUCACCAACCACACCAAGACCACCCCCGAAGUCCCCAACCCUCUCGCUGACGGGGUGGCCCUGGAACCUGUCGAGAUCCACAGAGACACGGAGGACGGCGCUAGCAUCCAUCCAAACCCUCCAUCAGUCACAGAGAUCCCCAGAACCAUAGACAUGAAAAGCUUCCCCACCAACCCCCUGGACCUCCCUUUUGACUCGGCCUCAGUGUCUGCGCCCGUCUCCAGGGCGCCGUCCUGUGUCCCGUCCCGCGCUCCUUCCCGCGCAGCCUCGACGCUGCCCCCCAGUGUCUUUUUGAGGAAUGGCUUGAUCCCCUCGCCAGUGCCAGAGCCGAAUGGAAUAGGGGCGGGGACAUACCAGAGGGCCACCCUGCCACCUAUGGAAAGGCAGCUGCAAAGGAGGAGCGCAUUGGAGCAAGUGGAGGACUGGGUGCAGGUGCAGAAGGGCGAGCACAAAGUCCCCACCUCACGAGAAGGCUCCCUCCCUCGUCGUACCCCUCCAACGCAGCCCAAGUUCGGCAGGGUGGAGACCUACCAGUCCUUGCCAAAAACUCCCCGCCACAGCCCCCCAGCUGCCGCUCGCCACGGUGAGUACAAGUACGCCCAGGACCGCCUCAGCCACUUCCACCUCACACCAGACCCCCAGACGGGCACCCUGUCCAGGGAGGGAAUGGGCCCGGGGGGCACCACUGUGUGGCAGCUCUACGAAUGGCAGCAGCGUCAUCAGUUCCGCCAUGGCAGUCCCACUGCCCCUCUCUACACACCUGCCCCGGACUACCCGUUUGGCCCUCGGCCCCCCUCCACCGUGCCCCCCUCGGCCCCUCGACCCUCCUCAGAGGUGCCCCGUUGCAUCUCUGUACCUCCGUCGCCCUCCGACAUCCCUCCACCAGGACCCCCCCCAGGCUACGGCCGGACCCUGUCUCCCCCUCGCAGACCACACAUGCCUGCAGAUCGAGUGACGGUCAGGCCCAUGGGGGAGAGAUCAGCACUGGACAUGCCCUUGGCCGGCUCCCCUAGGCGAGCCAAGUCUCAGUUGCUCAAGACUUCAACCAUCGAGAGACGGUCUAUGCCUUCUUCAGGCUACAUCACACACACAGUCAGUGCACCCAGCCUGCACGGAAAAACGGCUGACGACACAUACAUGCAAUUGAAGAAGGAUCUGGAGUAUUUAGACCUGAAGGUUGUUGGAAGUCAAACUUUAAAGGAUGCGGGAAAACCAGUCAAGGUUGCAGAAAGUGACGUUGAUGUGAAACUGAGUCGUUUAUGUGAGCAGGACAAGAUUCUAAAGGCGUUGGGGACAACAAUCAGUUCUCUGAAGGACGAUAAGGACAAGCUGGAGAGUGUGCUGGAUGUUUCCCACCAGCAAAUGGAGCAGUACCAGGGCCAGCCGACCCACGCUGAGAAGAUCGCCUUCCAACAAAGGUUGCUGCAGGAGGACCUGGUGCACAUCAGGGCCGAGGUUUCAGGAGCCUCUACGGAGAUGGCAAAAGCUUGGGAUGAGUACAGCAGGAUAGAGAGCUCUGUGGAGCAGCUAAGGACAGCUCUGCAUGCCCAAAUGAACCACAGUGCCACCCCGCAGCAGGAGAAAGCAGAAAUCAAGCGAGAGUUGUGGAGGAUUGAGGAUGUGAUGGCAGGACUGAGCUCAAGCAAAGCCAACUACAUGGUCACCAUCGACUCUGUACAGAACCCUGAGAGGAAAGUAGUGCCUUUUUUGUCGGACUCUGCAAUACCUACCCAGAGCGUCACGCUCCCUGGGGAGGAGAUUCAGCCCCCCCCUCGCAGCUCCCAGCCAAGCCCCGCAUCCCACACACUGCCUCACAACACCGUGCCAAAUUGGGCUGCGGAUGAGGCUCCGCCCAGACCGCCACUGCCCCAGCUCUACGACUAUGAGGACGCACCCCCUGUGGUGCCGCCCCUCCCCAAAGAGGCGUCGGCUAUCAGACACAUGUCGGUACGAGGGCUCAAGCGUCAGUCGGACGAGAGGAAGAGAGACAGGGAGAGCGGCCAUGUUACAAACGGGGACUGUAAGGUGGAGUUACGGUCGUACCUGAGUGAACCGGAACUGCCCGGGAUGGGUCAUACUGGCACUGGUUUUGAGGAUGACCACCACACCCUCCCAAACAGAGGUCUGUCUAGCUCCUCGUCCAGGCUGAACCAGUCCAGUAACAUCUCCUCCUACGUGACCCUGAGGAGGGGAGCACCGGGCUCCCUAGGGAGGGUGAGUCACCGGGAGAGGCCCAGGAGUGCCUUGGAGCGUCUGAAUCCCGACUCCCAGCAGGUCCUGCCAGUGAGCAGCAGCCAGCCACGGGGCCGCAUGAGCGCUGAGGAGCAGCUGGAGCGCAUGAAGAAGCACCAGAGAGCACUGGUGCGAGAGCGGAAGAGGAACCUUAGCCACGGGGACCGCUUCUCCAACACGGGCGCCUCCUCCCGGCCAGCUCCCCCCUCCUCCUCUGUCGACCUGGGCCCACAACAGCAGCAAAGGAUCAAGACUCCGUUGGAGGAGAGGCAGCGGGCCGAGGGCCAGAGUGAUGAGGGGAGUGGUGUGCCAAAGGAAAGGGAGAAGCUCCAGUUAGACGAGUGGAUGACCGUGAUAGCCAAGCCCAUGAGAGAGAUGGACCUGGACCCUCUUGAUUAUGACUUGGACAUCAGCCGUGAGCUGUCUAAGCCCCAGAAGGUCCUUAUCCCGGAGCGCUACGUCGAGUCUGACCCCGAUGAGCCUCUGAGCCAGGAGGAGAUGGACCAACGGUCACGCAGAGCAGAUCGCAUCAAAAACAUCCUGGCCAAAUCCAGUGUCCAGCACAUGCCACCAUCUGGGGCGGGCAUCUCGCUGGACUUCACCGACCUGGACUCGGCCCUACAGCAGCAGGAGAGGAUCAUGAGUGUGUCCCAUGCCCUGGCCUCCGAGGCUUCGCGCAAAAGCAAGGAAGUCACAGCCAAGGCCGUGUCUGAACUUUAACAUCUGGGAUUUGACCUCCGGAAGACUGUUGGCGUUGAAGGGCAAACCAUCUUACACUGAACAAUUUCAGCAAUAAGAAUAAUUUCUGUAAUUCUUUAGGCUAAAGCUAGAAUAUGAAAAUAUUUUUAAAGAACCAAAAAUGUGUACUGCAUAAAGUAUUUGAUAUUGUUUAAUUCAAUUAAGAGUUUCAAUGCUUUUGCACUUUCAUUGCAUGUAGUGUCUUUUACAAUUGUAGUGAAGAGCUAUUGAAUACCAGACAUUAUUUGGCUGUGUUUCUACAAUGUAGUCUUUAUUUCACAAGUGAGAAAACUAAAAGCAAUAAUAUUUUUUAAACAGUAGACUGAAACAGCUAUAUGGAAUGAAUGAGUGAAUCAUAUUUAUUGUAACUAUAAUAAAUUAUAAAUUUGCAACUAAUUAUAUUUUUGUUGUUGCACAGCACUGCCAUCUAAAGCUUUCAAUAAAUCAACAUAUUUAUGUGUAUAUUGUGGUGUUGUAUUAUUCAAAAUAAAAUUUGUAUCGUCUUUGAAUCUUUUAAGAAUAUUCAUUGUGUCACUGACUGCAUCUAAAAUGUCAGAAUAUAACUACAUGUUGGCCUACAUUCUAGAAGUGAGGAUGAGUGUUGAGUGGUAAUCCGCGUGAUUUUAGGAUUUUAUUAUCUGUAUCUAUUGUUGGUCUAUUCCAGGUCUUGCCAAUCCAAUUAGGAAAUAUUCCAUGACCUCAUUAUGUGAUAUGAAUACUUUUACUUGAAUAUGUAGAUUCUUCAUGGAACGUCCUCUCAAACGACUCAUUUCUCAAUUAAGUAUUUACUACCAUGCCUUAU
Messenger RNA from Hypomesus transpacificus, 5344 nucleotides. RefSeq names its product pleckstrin homology domain containing, family A member 7a (gene plekha7a). Lineage: Eukaryota; Metazoa; Chordata; Actinopteri; Osmeriformes; Osmeridae. The record is from RefSeq and is a predicted model, not a curated record. Gene Ontology annotation, molecular function: protein binding. The transcript has 25 exons. The coding region runs from base 769 to 4524 and encodes 1251 amino acids.